Messenger RNA from Cucumis sativus (cucumber), 1346 nucleotides. RefSeq lists its product as uncharacterized. Lineage: Eukaryota; Viridiplantae; Streptophyta; Magnoliopsida; Cucurbitales; Cucurbitaceae. The transcript has 4 exons. The coding region runs from base 650 to 835 and encodes 61 amino acids. The record is from RefSeq and is a predicted model, not a curated record.
AAAUUAAGAACCAAAAAUUUGAUUCUAAAACCUAAACAAAUUAAAAAACGAAAAAUGUUAUAAAAAGUGACUGGGGCUUGACCAAUCAACAACGGUGAAGAAGACGGCCACCCAGAAAAAAGAAGAGUUGAAGUUGGUUGCAUUUUUUCCUUAUAGAAGAGAAAGUGAGGGAGAAAGAAAAGGAGAAUAACAGCAAAAAGUUGAUUUUUAGGGUUUUUUUUUUUUUUUAAUUGAAUGUGAAUUAGACUUUUUAGUAAUUUUUCGUCUCAUUUCUAAAAUCCCGUUAAGUUCCAAUGUAUUAGAAGGGCCUAGCGACUAAUGCAUAUAUUUCUUCUUCGUGGAGCUGAAACCACUCUCACCACGCCGACCCUCCAGCAGCCGACCACCAAACGUCACCGUCGCGCGCACCGGAGCUGUCUGCAUUAGUUCAGAGCCGCGUCAAUCACUCUCUGAACUAACGCGAUCUUGUCGUCGGAAGUUGGAUCUUGGAGUUUUUGAGUAAUAUUUGAAGUUUUGGAAGAGUUGUGUUGCUGUCCAGCCGAUAAGAAGCUCGAUUUUUGGCUCUUUUGACAUAAAUUUGAAUUCCUCAAUCCAUUCCUAAAGCUCAGGUCAACCACUUGUUAGAGCUUUAAAAAAUUGAUCGAAAAGUAUGCCACACCGAACACGACCUAUGACCGCGCUUCUUGUAUUUACUGGUCUGAAUGUUGUGCUGGUAUCAACCAUCACCCCGGUCUAUGAUUUUGUGUGCUUUCAUCCAUACUGGGAAAGAAGGAGAGAACGACGUCGGCAACAACGUGAAGCUGCUUUAGGGAAAGAGCUUUUAGCAGACAGAUAAACAUAUGCAGUACCUUUGAGAAUUGUACAUUACAUCUAAGUUCCCCAUACUCAUCUUUUUAGGUGGGAUUUUCUCUUAUCCUCUUCAUCAUUCAAGAAUUGAAGAUAAGAAUGGGAUAAGAAAGCCCUUUAUUACUUGCCAUCUGCAGGAUUUAUUGUCCACCGAUUGCAGAUUGUUGGAAAAGACACAGAACUGGACCAUUGAAUUCACAAGCUAUCUUGAUUGAUAUGUCAUAAUCAAACUACCUUCUGUUCUGUACACUUUCUCUUUUUGUUAAUAUCUGCUUUGCUUGAGCACCCUGCUUUCCAAUGAUACAGAUAGUUUACACUAAGUUCAUAAGUCUUCCACAUGACAUUUUGACAAAAUAGGGCUGAGAAUUGAUGAUUUUAAUUGUGUAUAAUCACUACAUUACGAAUUCUCAUUCCCUUCCAUGAGAAUUGAUGUAUUGGAACAAAGUAGCUGAUUGGUUUUCUCUACCAUAUAAAUACAUAUUAAGCUCUUCAAGUUUUAA